This is a messenger RNA of Oenanthe melanoleuca, 938 nucleotides long. RefSeq names its product required for excision 1-B domain containing (gene REX1BD). Lineage: Eukaryota; Metazoa; Chordata; Aves; Passeriformes; Muscicapidae. The transcript has 5 exons. Bases 37 to 489 code for a protein of 150 amino acids. The record is from RefSeq and is a predicted model, not a curated record.
CGGGCCCGGGCCUGCGCCGUGCGGCCGGGCCGGGCCAUGACGGGCGAGGCCGUGCGGGAGCUGCUGCAGCGGCUGCGGGAGCUGCAGAGCGAGCGGGUCGAGACGUACCGGCUCUUCGAGGAGGGCCACCGGGCGUACCUGAGCAGCGCCCCCCACUAUGACUUCCCUCGGUACCGGCAGCUGGUGCACGAGGUCACCGUGGCCUUCAGCGGCAUCUCCCGGGAGGUGCUGCACAUCGCCGGCCGCCUGCGGGGCGAGCUCGGCCGCCCCGAGCUGGCCCAGCACCUGGCCCGGCUCCAGGAGCGCGAGCAGGAGAAGCUGCAGCUGACAGCGCAGCUGCAGCUGGCCCGGCAGCAGGCACAGGACCAGCCCGAGGUGGACGCCCAUCAGCAGGAGGUGCAGGAGCUCAAGCACAAGCUAAUUAAAACCAUUGAGGCAAUCAGCGAAAUUCUCCAGGACCUUAAGUACGAUUCGGAAGAAGUUGAGUGAUGGGUGUCCCCGUGGGAACGGCUGGAGGGGCCGGGCUGGUGGAACGGGGCCCCCCGCUCAUCCCCCACCCGCUCCCCGUGCACCUUGGCAAGGUGGGCAUUGUGCUCUGGGCUCCUUUUCUGGAGCACAGGAUGGAAGGGGUGGGAAAGCCCCCUCGGGGACCAGUGGGGUCCCCCUGAAUCCUGAGUGUCCCUCAGCAGAGGGGUCUGGCGUGGGGCUGGUUCCCCUCCCUGGAUGUGCCGGGGCUGUGCCAAAGGCAAACCACACCCUGCUGUGCCAAGGGGCUGCCAUCGAGGUGGGCACUGUCCCUGCUGCCAACCAGAGUGCCAUGGCAGCAGUCCCCCCAAAACCACAUCUUGGAGACCAGUUGUGCCCCCAGCCCCACUGCAGCUCCGGUGCUCCACAAGCGCUUUUUCUAUGGUCACCCCAAAUAAACCUGUCCCUGCAGA